AUGGACGUCGAUUCGCCUGUUCGUCCACCGACACCUCCGAAACCCAAGCCGGCGGCUGCUGGUUCGUCCCGCCCUAAGUCCCCGCCUCCACGGGCAGCAUCUCCCGCGCGCAGUGUCACUCCCCCACCACCGGAAGAUGGGCGGAUCCCAACCGUUAUUCGUGCUUUAAUCGACCGCAAACCGUUUGACAUCGUUACGUUUCUCAACGAAACGGAAGUUUGUGGCCUCACCCUCGCGGACCUCUUGCAAUGGAGCCCCGCGCUUCGGGAGAAGUUACGCGAUGCCAUGAAACUGGUGCCCAAGCCUCGUCGUGCAGCUUUAUGUUUUCGUGAACCGCUAUUAGGUGCCUGGCAUCCCGACGUCGAUCCUCCCGGUGAUCCCCAAGAUCUCGACAGUCGUAUCGACUUUCAUCUCAAGAAACUGAAGAUCAAUGUUUCCGAAACCGGGACGCAUUUCGUCAAUGCACCGGUGCAAGGGGUUAUGACCAAGUGCUAUUUCGAUAGCGGUUGUUGUCUGCUCGCCAUCAGCGCCAAGAUUCGCCAGAAGAACCAUUGGCGCCUAUCCCAAGUCAAUCCCGCCUUUCGGCUCCGCAUGGUCGACGGUACCUCCCCUAGUAUCGAGGGCGAAGGGCACGGAUUAGUGGUCACCAUCGCGGGAGAUUCCUCUCAACGUUCUCUCUAUCCACAAUAUGGACGCUGA
Messenger RNA from Fimicolochytrium jonesii, 699 nucleotides. RefSeq lists its product as uncharacterized. The record is from RefSeq and is a predicted model, not a curated record. Lineage: Eukaryota; Fungi; Chytridiomycota; Chytridiomycetes; Spizellomycetales; Powellomycetaceae. The transcript has a single exon. Bases 1 to 699 code for a protein of 232 amino acids.